This is a messenger RNA of Ochotona princeps (American pika), 612 nucleotides long. RefSeq names its product persephin (gene PSPN). The record is from RefSeq and is a predicted model, not a curated record. The transcript is spliced from 3 exons. Gene Ontology annotation, molecular function: receptor tyrosine kinase binding; glial cell-derived neurotrophic factor receptor binding; growth factor activity. Lineage: Eukaryota; Metazoa; Chordata; Mammalia; Lagomorpha; Ochotonidae. Bases 1 to 612 code for a protein of 203 amino acids.
AUGGAAGCCACCAGGGUUUGCAGCCCCUGCCGCCUGUCCCGCUGGUUGUUCCAGAAGCUUCCUUCUGGGUCCCAGGAGGGGGCUGCAGUCACGGGGCUCUACCUGGCCUUAAGGACAGGAGUCCGGGCACCAACGGUGGCCAUGGGGACAGCGAUGCUGGGCGCUGUGCUGCUGCUGCCCCUGUCCCUGCAGCUGGCCCGGGCAUCCCAGCCUUGGGAUGCUCCCGCGAUGGUGGUGGCAGCAACGGAGGGGGAGUUCCUGUCGCAGCAAGUGGCAGAAGCUGGGGGGACCCCGAGGCGCCCGCUGGGUACCCGCUUGCGCCGUGCCCCGGCUGACCCGUGCCAGCUCUGGAGCCUGACCCUGCCCGUGGCCGAGCUGGGCCUGGGUUACGCCUCAGAGGAGAAGGUCAUCUUCCGUUACUGCGCCGGCAGCUGCCCGCGCGGCGCCCGCACCCAGCACGGCCUCACGCUGGCAUGGCUGCAGGGCCAGGGUCGAGCCCACGGGGCGCCCUGCUGCCGGCCCACCCGCUACGCCGACGUGGCCUUCCUGGAUGAUCGCCUCCGUUGGCAGCGGCUGCCCCAGCUCUCGGCGGCCGCCUGUGGCUGUGGCUAA